AUCAGCGCUUUUCAUCAGAUUCAUUGUCUUUACCUGAACCCAACUUUGAUGAACCAGCACUCUCAUCACCAAAAGCGCAAGGCGCACUCACACGAGACAAGCAAUGCGCACAUCAUGCACUGUAUGCGCUUCGAUUACCUUCGACAGGCAAUCAUGUGCUGCGGAGACACUGCUCUUGAAGGUGCAGACGAAUACUCAAUUGCCGAAGGCAGAGAUCUGGUCCUCAUCGGGACCAGUGGCCUUGGUACCACACAUCAGUGUAAGGACUGGGAUGCGAUCAAAGACUACGCCGAGUCGCGAGCAAAUCCAAAAUGGAAGAAACCAAAGGACGGAGGUGACUUGUAG
This is a messenger RNA of Pseudocercospora fijiensis CIRAD86, 345 nucleotides long. RefSeq lists its product as uncharacterized. The annotation marks the transcript as partial. The transcript is spliced from 3 exons. Gene Ontology annotation, biological process: mycotoxin biosynthetic process. Lineage: Eukaryota; Fungi; Ascomycota; Dothideomycetes; Mycosphaerellales; Mycosphaerellaceae. The record is from RefSeq and is a predicted model, not a curated record.